CUCAGUAUGAAAACAACAUAAUUUAACUAGCAUAUUCAUAGUAAACUCUUAAUUCCUUUCAUGAAAUUUCUUAAAUUUAUGCAUUACUUUAACUUAUUUUACUGAAGUAAAGAAUACUCAUAACUAUUCAAUUUUGACCCUAUUUUGUCCUCCGGCACCAAAAUAUCCUGACUUCGUCCUCGUGCACCACCGAAUUAGACCAGUGAUCUAUAUUAUAUCUCUAUGUAACUUAACAACCCUUCAAAUUUCUGCAACGAAGCGCAAGCAACCAUGGAUUCUACGCUGGUCGUAUCUAUGCAAAAAAUAACUUACUAUUUAAAUAAUCAGGAGGACACGAGUUCUAUCUAAUAUGUAUACGGAAACGUGCAUGAGCACUACUUUGCCACUCUUAUCGCCUGCAGGUAUUUUGGAGGAUACAUGUGAUGAAAAUAUGUAAAAUCCCAGCUGACAGCGCUGUUCUUGAGCUGUUAGAUCCGACGACUUUGUUUCCAGAGAUACGAUUCGAACCAUACCCUUCCUUCUCUUUUCCUUAUAUAAACCCCUUAAGCACUCCACCAAGUAUAUCGAUCAUCUUCUUCCUUUCUACUUCCAAUGGCGACUCUGCAAGUUCUGUUUGCUUGCAUCUUAGCACUGCUGAUUUGUUCAGCCGCCGCAGCAGAGAGCUAUAAUAAGAAGAAUCAAGUGCCAGCAGUGUUCGUGUUCGGAGACUCGUUGGUUGAUACAGGGAACAACAACUACGUCCACACCAUCGCCAAGGGAAACUUCCCACCUUACGGCCGAGACUUCGCCGGCGGAAAAGCCACCGGCAGGUUCAGCAAUGCCAAAGGAGUCGCCGACUACAUUGCUCAAGUCUUGGGAGUGAAACAACUUUUGCCACCAUAUUUGGAUCCAAGCUUGGACCUCCAAGAACUGCUUACUGGCGUGUGUUUUGCUUCUGCUGGUUCCGGUUACGACCCUCGAACACCCCAAAAAAUGAACGCAAUACCGAUGACGACUCAACUAAACAUGUUCAAAGAGUACAUAAAGAGGAUCAAUGCAAGCGUUGGGCCAGAAAGAACACAAGAAAUCAUUUCCCAGAGCGCAUACAUCAUCUUCAUGGGCAGCAAUGACCUCACCAACACGUACCCAACCGUCGACUACCAGUACACCGAAGAAUCCUACACCGAUCUUAUGAUCAGCCUAGCUCUAGACUUCCACAAGAAACUAUAUGAAGCUGGAGCAAGAAGAAUUGGGUUGGUGGAGUUACCUCCGACGGGGUGUGCACCAGCGAUACGAUCCUCGCAGGGUGGACCGAGGAGGGAGUGUUCGGAGAGCCUCAACAGGCGCAUCAGGCUGUUCAACUCCAAGCUGUCUCUGAUGGUUGAUCAGAUGAAUCAAGAGCUUCCAGGAACCAAAGCUGUGAAGUUCGAGCUCUACAAUCAUUUCCUUUCCCUCGCCGAGAAUCCAGCUCCAUACGGGAUUGAAGAGGUUAAAAGAGGGUGCUGUGGCACCGGGAACAUAGAGAGUGGGGUGCUCUGUGUAGUCCCGGGGACCUGCGCUGCUGCUGACAAGUACCUGUUCUUUGACAGCUUCCAUCCGACUGAACUUGCUGCACAAAUUCUCACAUAUCAAACUCUUUCUCCUCCCAAUUUAAGCAAGCUCUUCUGAUCAUCAAAUCACUGUUACUGACUUAAAUUUUUUCCUGCCGAUAAAUUUACCUAGAUUCAAAUUCGUUUGACUUUUACAAAAUAUUGUUUUUUGUUCAUGUCACGUCAAUAUGAAA
Molecule: messenger RNA, 1762 nt
Organism: Linum trigynum
Lineage: Eukaryota; Viridiplantae; Streptophyta; Magnoliopsida; Malpighiales; Linaceae
Source: the annotation of a GenBank genome assembly